Menidia menidia (Atlantic silverside) is the source of this 2882-nucleotide messenger RNA. NCBI's taxonomy places the organism in Eukaryota, Metazoa, Chordata, Actinopteri, Atheriniformes, Atherinopsidae. The record is from the annotation of a GenBank genome assembly.
CUGCCCGAGGCUGCUCCACGUGACAACACUGGGACGGAUGGCUCCGUUAUCGGGGCUGACGGUGACGGUGGUGACAGUGGCUCCGUGAUCGGGGCUGAUGGAGGUGUUAGUGAAUUAGUGGUUGGGGCUGAUGGUGGUGGUGAUAGUGGCCCCGUAGCUGGGACUGAGGGUAAUGUGGGUGAGGGAGAGGCGGUGGUCAGGACAGGGCAGAGGGUGGAUGACCUGGGGAGGCCAGAGCAGGCUGCAGAGAGUGCUGCUGGGCGGGAUGUGGAGCUGCUGCAGGUCAGCCCUGACAUGAGGAGGAAGGAUCCAGCAGAAAAAGAGCCUUUGUGCUCCAACGACUCUCAAUCCAAACCAGAGCCCGACUCAGAGAGCCCAAAGCCCGACUCCACAAAGUGCCUCACGGAGCAGCGUGAAGCCCCCACAUGCUUCAUGCCAGAUGUGCAGAGUAACUCCACAGGUGUUUCAUACAGAUUCAGAUGUCCUUCUUCGGGUCAGUUCCAGUGUGCUCUCACUGGGCUGGUUUUUGUCAUGGUUCAGGAGGCGGAGCUUCUGUACAGGACCGUCCAAUGGGACGAGACACUGCUCCAGUCGGCCGGCAGGACGCCUGCAGGGCCGCUGUUCAACAUCCAGUGUCCCGAUCAUGCCAUGUGUCAGCUCCACCUUCCUCACUGUGAGCUAGAAGACGCUCUGCUCUCUGAGGAGCGGCUGUCCGUCAUCCACAUCUCUGAUGAUGGACUGAGCCUCCUCACGCCGCUGGAGAUCACACACACUCAUGUGAUUGUGGAAGUCCCUCAUCUCUCUCUCUUUGGCCUCGUCUGGGACCUUGUGGGGAGGUUCUUGAGAAUUAGGGGCCAGGUUCUGCUCCUCCUUCGACCUCCAAACGUGGAAACGCAGAAAAAAAGCCUGGACGUGAUUCUGCUGCCCAGCAACAUCCCCGUGGAGGAGUUCAUUAAUGGAGUCUCUGAUUCUGUGCUGAACCAGCUGCUGGAUAAACUCUUUCAGCACGGUGUUAUGAUUGAUGAGGAGAUGCAGACAGCAAAGACGAAGCUCAGAGCAGAGAAAGCUCGAGAUGUGAUUGAUACUGUGAUGAGGAAGGGACAUGAAAGCAGCAAAACUCUGAUAGAGGCUCUCAGGGAGGUGGACCCCCGCCUUUCCAGAGAGCUGAAGCUGUGGAGGAAGGAUCCAGCAGAAAAAGAGCCUUUGUGCUCCAACGACUCUCAAUCCAAACCAGAGCCCGACUCAGAGAGCCCAAAGCCCGACUCCACAAAGAGCAUCACGGAGCAGCGUGAAGAGGCGGAGCUUCUGUACAGGACCGUCCAAUGGGACGAGACACUGCUCCAGUCGGCCGGCAGGACGCCUGCAGGGCCGCUGUUCAACAUCCAGUGUCCCGAUCAUGCCAUGUGUCAGCUCCACCUUCCUCACUGUGAGCUAGAAGACGCUCUGCUCUCUGAGGAGCGGCUGUCCGUCAUCCACAUCUCUGAUGAUGGACUGAGCCUCCUCACGCCGCUGGAGAUCACACACACUCAUGUGAUUGUGGAAGUCCCUCAUCUCUCUCUCUUUGGCCUCGUCUGGGACCUUGUGGGGAGGUUCUUGAGCAUUAGGGGCCAGGUUCUGCUCCUCCUUCGACCUCCAAACGUGGAAACGCAGAAAAAAAGCCUGGACGUGAUUCUGCUGCCCAGCAACAUCCCCGUGGAGGAGGUGUGCUCUCAGCAUCCACGUUCUGAGUACAUCAAGACGCCUUCAAACUCUCCCAGAGGGGAGUCUUCACAGAGGGAUCUCCCAGGACUCCAAGCAAAGGACAGACUGUCUGCUGUCCGGUUGCAGUUCAUUAAUGGAGUCUCUGAUUCUGUGCUGAACCAGCUGCUGGAUAAACUCUUUCAGCACGGUGUUAUGAUUGAUGAGGAGAUGCAGACAGCAAAGACGAAGCUCAGAGCAGAGAAAGCUCGAGAUGUGAUUGAUACUGUGAUGAGGAAGGGACAUGAAAGCAGCAAAACUCUGAUAGAGGCUCUCAGGGAGGUGGACCCCCGCCUUUCCAGAGAGCUGAAGCUGUGGUGAGGGGCCCAAACCCCGGACAAUGGAGGCUGGUGGGGCUCUAUAGCCACUCGGGGACUUUUACACAACUUCAAAUGUGGCCACAAAAAGUUCAUUGGGCUGAGAAAUGCUGCAGCUCCAUCUCGUACUUGCUGAGCCCCAGGCUGACGAAAUGAACUGAAAAGACUCACAAUCAGCUGAGAAAGUUGCUCAGAAACUGCUGGAAAGUCCAUUCUGAGGCUGAAACCUCAAAAACACACUGCUGUAUUUGAAUUGUGCAUUUAAAGCUUCCAAUCUUUAAAAAAAAACAACAACAACAUGGCCAACACGAAUAAGUUCCAAUCUGAGACUGUACAGGCAGAAAUGCACAAAGGAUCCCAGCCCAGAUUAUCCACUCAACCACUAACUUCUCUCCCACAGAUUACUCAUAAAGCAGAAAAGUGUGGAGGCGGUUUCAUUAUUUUGAUUUUCUUACUUUAUGGCCCAAUUCAAAUGCAUUUACUUUCUUUUUUUAUCCACAUGUGAGAUGUGUUAUUUUGAGAAUUGGUGGUGCAUGAAAACCAAACAGGGAGUGUUUAGCUGUCAGCUGUUUGUUUUGUCACUUUGAUUCAAUAAAUACUUACUUUCUGUAUUUACCAUCAUUUCUAGCAGUGGCGGACUGUGCAUUUCACACCUAGGCCUUCAGUAGUGCUCCGUCUGAAUCAAUUCACCCCUCAAUAACUAUUAUAUGGUUAUAUAAAUCAUUUUAUUAUGUAGAAAUGCAGUAGGGAUGUCCCUAUCCAGUUUAUUGUAUUAAAGUUUAAAGUUAUUUAUCUACUUAUUUAGUUGUCAGACGCAUGUUGAACACG